Molecule: messenger RNA, 315 nt
Organism: Cylicostephanus goldi
Lineage: Eukaryota; Metazoa; Nematoda; Chromadorea; Rhabditida; Strongylidae
Source: the annotation of a GenBank genome assembly
ACGCACCAGACAUUUUGGCCAUGUUGGCCACUGUAUCCAUGCGGCGGUGGCGGUGGUUACAGUUAUGGCGGUUACGGUGGUUAUGCUUACCCAGCAUAUCAGUACACCUAUCCAGUGUACAACUAUUACAACUAUUAUCAACCAGCUCCAGUUGUGUACCAAUCACCACCAGUCUACCAGACUGUCGUUCGUCCAGUCGUUAGAGUUCAAUCAGCACCGGUGAUUGUCGAGGAGGAACCUCAAAUCAUUCGUCCAGUGGUAGCAGUACCUGUUCGAUACACUAAAUAUGUUUAUGUACCAUUGAAAAAAUCGUAG